This is a messenger RNA of Athalia rosae (coleseed sawfly), 667 nucleotides long. RefSeq names its product peptidyl-prolyl cis-trans isomerase NIMA-interacting 4. Bases 190 to 576 code for a protein of 128 amino acids. Lineage: Eukaryota; Metazoa; Arthropoda; Insecta; Hymenoptera; Athaliidae. Gene Ontology annotation, molecular function: DNA binding; peptidyl-prolyl cis-trans isomerase activity. The record is from RefSeq and is a predicted model, not a curated record. The transcript is spliced from 4 exons. Gene Ontology annotation, biological process: rRNA processing.
CACCUAGCUAUUGCACGCUAUUUAAUGGCGAUAUCUGUGUUUUGUUUUUAAUAAUUAUUCGUAAUUUCUGUAAUUAAGCCCGUACUUGUGAAUGCCGAAAACUAAAGACAUCAUUAGAAAGCAGAAUAUUAAAUGAGUUUUUUUUAGUAUAUUCAAGUGCGUGAUUGCUUCUGGAUGAGCUGAACUGAGAUGCCUCCGAAAAAGAAUGCUGGUAAUGUAAAAGCCGGCAAGUCAAAGGGCGGCGAUGACGGAGAACAAAAAGGGAAAGGAGAGAAGAAAGGGGGAACUGCUGUCAAAGUGAGGCAUAUUCUCUGUGAAAAACAGACCAAAGUACUAGAGGCAAUGGAGAAACUAAAAGCUGGUCAAAAGUUCAAUGAAGUAGCCACUACAUACAGCGAAGACAAAGCACGCUCUGGUGGGGAUCUAGGUUGGAUGACCCGCGGUUCUAUGGUCGGUCCAUUCCAGGAAGCUGCCUUUAUGCUGCCGGUGUCAAGUCUUGGUUCUCCAGUCUACACAGAUCCACCAGUGAAAACGAAAUUUGGCUACCAUAUUAUUAUGGUGGAAGGGAAAAAGUAGAUCGUAAUUUUGUAAUUCAUUGCAUUGAAUUGAUCAAAGGGAAUUGGUUAGUAUUGGCAAUAAGAGGUGAUAAAACUCGAUUUCAAAAGUC